AUGGCCGCGGCGGGGACGGAGCUGCCCGGCGGCAACGCCAGCGCCAACCAGAGCGCCGCCGAGCCCACGGUGUCGAGGGACGUGUGGAUGGUGGGCAUGGGCAUCCUGAUGUCGCUGAUCGUGCUGGCCAUCGUCUUCGGCAACGUGUUGGUGAUCACGGCCAUCGCCCGCUUCCAGCGCCUGCAGACCGUCACCAACUACUUCAUCACCUCGCUGGCCUGUGCCGACCUGGUCAUGGGGCUGGCCGUGGUGCCCUUCGGCGCCUGCCACAUCAUCAUGGAGAUGUGGAAGUUUGGGAACUUCUGGUGCGAGUUCUGGACCUCUCUGGACGUGCUGUGCGUCACGGCCAGCAUCGAGACCCUGUGUGUCAUUGCUGUGGACCGGUACUUCGCCAUCACCUCCCCGUUCAAGUACCAGAGCCUGCUGACCAAGGGCAAGGCACGUGUGGUCAUCUUGGUGGUGUGGGUGGUGUCGGGCCUGACCUCCUUCCUGCCCAUCCAGAUGCACUGGUACCGGGCAGACCACGAGGACGCCAUCCGCUGCUACCAGGACGAGAUGUGCUGCGACUUCUUCACCAACCAAGCCUACGCCAUCGCCUCCUCCAUCAUCUCCUUCUACGUGCCCCUCGUGGUCAUGGUCUUCGUGUACGCCAGGGUCUUCCAGGUGGCCAAGAAGCAGCUGCAGAAGAUCGACAGGAGCGAGGGGAGGUUCCACACCCAGAACAAGGAGCAGGAGCAGAAAGGGGGAGCCGGGCACCGCCGCUCCUCCAAGUUCUUCUUGAAGGAGCACAAGGCCCUCAAAACCCUGGGCAUCAUCAUGGGCACCUUCACGCUGUGCUGGCUGCCCUUCUUCAUCGUCAACAUCGUGCACGUCAUCCAGGACAACGUCAUUCCCAAGUACCUGUACAUCCUCUUGAACUGGCUGGGCUACGUCAACUCCGCCUUCAACCCCCUGAUCUACUGCCGGAGCCCCGACUUCAGGUACGCCUUCCAGGAGCUGCUGUGCCUGCGCAGGUCCGCCCUCAAGAUGUACGCCAACGGCUACUCCAACAGCAACGGCCGCAGCGACUACAACGAGGAGGACACCGGCUACCCCCUGGCCCCGGAUAAAACCUGCCAGCUGCUCUGCGAGGAGGGCUCCUUCCCUCGCCCCGAGCACUUUUUGCACGGCAAAGAGAUCCCUGGAUGCCCAGGAAUGGUGGAGAGCUGAACCAACCUCUGUUCCUCACCGCCCUGAGCUGUGAGGGCUCCGCAGAGAUGGAGUGGGGCACAGCUUCUCCUCCCUGAGCCAGGGGAUGCUGUGGGAAGUGACUGCCUUGGCAAGGUCCUCAUCCCAACCCAUCACCCACCACGCAGCACCUCCAGGAGAAGCUGGGCAAGGACCACCACGGGACCAGGAGAGGCUCUGAGAGCCUUGGAGGACACCAGGAAGCCACAGGAACUGAAGGAGGUGGUUUGGACAUUUAUCCAAACCGUGACAAACGUGCUGAGGGGUUUUCCCCUUGGAAAAGCCUUUGCAGAAGGGAGCACCAGGCGCAGUGUGGGCUCCAGCUGGAUUGGAAGAGGCACAGCCAGGUCUCACAGCAGGUCAGGAGCCCAGCGGGUCAUGGCAGCCUGUCUUCUGCUGGGUGGGGAUCCAGGUGCAGCAGGAAUCUGUCCAAGACCAAGAGACAGGAGCAUGGAAGAUUCCUUUGAUUUAUUCUGUGCUUGUUUCUCCUUCUGGUGUCUUCUCUGUCUACCUCUUCUCCUCUAAGAGCAUGGAGGGCCCUGACUGUCCCCAAGGAACAGCAGGAUUGGUGCAGGGCAGGAAUGGGGCCUUUCUUCUCUCCUUGCUCCAAAAAAUCUCCAACUGCCCUGCCUUGGCAAGGCUGGGACCUGGCAAUCCUUCUCCUUGCAGGAAGUCCCAUUUCAGCAGGACCAGCCACCCUUGGGAGCCAGGAUUUCCCACCUGAGGCUCAGAAUGAGACAGAGCAUCCAUGGCAGAGCAUCCAUGGCAGAGCAUCCAUGGAAGAACAUCCAUUUCACAACAUCCAUGGCACAACAUCCAUGGCACAAAAUCCAUGGCACAGCAUCCAUGGCACAACAUCCAUUGCACAAAAUCCAUGGUAGAACAUCCAUGGCACAACACCCAUGGCACAGCAUCCAUGGCACAACAUCCAUGACACAACAUCCAUGGCACAACCAUGGCACAAAAUCCAUGGUAGAACAUCCAUGGCGCAACAUCCAUGGCAGAGCAUCCAUCCCUCUCCUGCAGCUGUGGGAAGGAGCACACCAAACUCUUGAUUUUGGAUUGUGGAAAACUCACUAAGCAGAGGAAAAGAUGGAGUGACUUGUGGCCUCAGGCAGAAAACAGCAGGAAAAACUGGCUGGAAACCAUAAAAACAUGCACCUUGGACUGGCAGGUGGUGGCCCAGCUGCAGCUCUGUGGUCACUGAGCUGGUACUGAACUGUGGGAGCCCCAUCUCAGACCUUCCCCUCGGGCUUCCAGCUGCAGAACUUUCCCUCCAGUGCAAUCCUAUUUAUUUAUUUAUUGUGAAGCUGCUAAAGGAGCCCCCUGCAAGGCCGGGCUGGGCAGGGCUUGGAGCCACCUGGGACAGUGGAAGGUGUCCCUGGCCAUGGCAGGAUGGGAAUUAAAUGAUCUUUAAUGAAUUGAAUGGUCUUUAAUGAAUUGAAUGAUCUUUAAUUAAUUUAAUGAUCUUUAUUGAAUUGAAUGGUCUUUAAUGAA
Melospiza melodia melodia is the source of this 2724-nucleotide messenger RNA. It is a transcript of the gene ADRB2, whose product is annotated as adrenoceptor beta 2. Gene Ontology annotation, biological process: negative regulation of smooth muscle contraction; adenylate cyclase-activating adrenergic receptor signaling pathway; norepinephrine-epinephrine-mediated vasodilation involved in regulation of systemic arterial blood pressure. The transcript has 2 exons. The coding region runs from base 1 to 1209 and encodes 402 amino acids. Gene Ontology annotation, molecular function: beta2-adrenergic receptor activity; norepinephrine binding. Lineage: Eukaryota; Metazoa; Chordata; Aves; Passeriformes; Passerellidae. Gene Ontology annotation, cellular component: plasma membrane. The record is from RefSeq and is a predicted model, not a curated record.